This is a messenger RNA of Talaromyces atroroseus, 1101 nucleotides long. RefSeq lists its product as hypothetical. The record is from RefSeq and is a predicted model, not a curated record. NCBI's taxonomy places the organism in Eukaryota, Fungi, Ascomycota, Eurotiomycetes, Eurotiales, Trichocomaceae. Bases 1 to 1101 code for a protein of 366 amino acids. The transcript has a single exon.
AUGGCGAGAUAUCCAAGCAGUAACUACAGUCACAAUGGACGUGAAACAGUCUCGGCAGCGGAACGUCGUUUGCUCAAGCGUAUUCGUUCACUGGAGGACCUCAAUGACCCGGUCGUAGACCAACUCCGAGUUACUACCAACAUGACAAAACCCCUGCCAAUAACCGGCUUCAGCGUCUCGCCAACGCAGUUCUCUAUGUUUCUCUUCAGAGCACUUCGACUCCCACCAGUCAGCUACGAUGCACUCACUCGACGUAUCAUUCUCUACCCUCCAUUAAGCAUAGUCCAGCGUUCACUCAUUCAAAUCUUUAAUAAUUGGCUAUAUGUGGUUUCAAAAAGAAUGCAAACCCUCACAAACAAGGCCUAUGAGCGAAUGCUAGAUGUGCAAUUAGGUCUCGGGGGUCGCUAUCAAGACUCAUAUUACUUUACCCAUCUUGCUCUUCGAGAAUCAGGGGCAAAACACGCCAAUAUUAUCCUCGAGACGGGCCGUGGCAUGCCAAAUAGUGACGGGCGUGAAUUUGGCAGCAGCUAUAUCUAUGAGAAAGCGGCUCGUUGGUUCGAGGGCUCUAAUGGGACGGUGAGAUUGAUCAUUAUCAUCUUGGUCACUGAGGAUCCGCUUCUUCCUUUACGGCCAUCGCCUACUUCGUCGGCAACUUCGCACUUACCGUCAAAAAUCCUGACGCCAUCCAAUACCCUCUAUUGGGGUCUGACAAGUCAACAAAUCCUCAAGCAUUCGGUUAGCUCGCUCGCAAACCAUAUCAUUUUAGAAGAUCUGAAGUCGGAUUUGCGGACUAAAGUUGACAUAUAUUGUGCGACACAAUCAUAUCCAGGCCACCGCGGCUAUGCAGAGCAUGUAUGGCACGGUACCUUUGAAACAAGUGGCCAUCUCUGCACAGAUCAUACGUCACCUUUGGCCUCAAGUUUCUCCCUACCCAGUUUACUCCUACAGAAGGUAAAAGUCCAAGGCGAAGAAAAAGACUUCAGAAUUCCAUUUGAUGAAUUCUGCGUUUUGCUCCCACGCGCAAUCAAAGAAAGCAGAGCCGAGCAAGCAGCUCACCUUGCUCGCACAACUCAGGAGAUGAUCAGAAAAUCUAGGAUUUGA